Molecule: messenger RNA, 5884 nt
Organism: Oryzias latipes (Japanese medaka)
Lineage: Eukaryota; Metazoa; Chordata; Actinopteri; Beloniformes; Adrianichthyidae
Gene: sphk2
Product: sphingosine kinase 2
Biological process (GO): sphinganine-1-phosphate biosynthetic process; positive regulation of apoptotic process; phosphorylation
Cellular component (GO): intracellular membrane-bounded organelle; membrane; cytoplasm
Source: RefSeq, a predicted model, not a curated record
AUUGGAUUGAUAACUCUUUACCGUGUACUCCUAACCAGCGCGCGCGGGGUAAAUAUUUCCGAGGUCCUGUAAUAGGUAUUCCACCGUUGGCCUGGCAACACAAAUGAUUUAGACCGGAAGUUGUGUUCAGUCAAUGAUUGGAGAAUGUCGGUGGGUGUUGCAGUGUUUUUCUUAUCGUCAUUGGAUUUCCUCUCCGCCGCUCAAGAGUCGCUGCAGCUUCUUUUUGGGGCACUUCCUGAGCAGCCAAAGCAUUCACAGCCAGCGACUCGCUGUCGUCGUGAACGGGAGACAAGAUGAGGAACAGAGAUGUGUGGGAGGGAACGUAAGGCUUCAAUCAUGGACAUAAGGAUGACAUAAACUGAAGACCACCCCAAACUGUCCUUUGCCCUUUUUCCCUUGUUUUCAUUGAGUUUCUUUUUCCUUCUGUUGUUCUAUGUUUUGUUUUUGUUUUAGUUUAUUGUACCACACUACUGUCUUGCCAUCUGACCUUGCCACUCCUCUUAUCUCACUUUAAUGCAUAACUGAUAUUUAAGAACACAAUAGAGGUAUCAAAGGUCUUAAAAAAAUCUACACUUCAUAUGUUUAUGGCAUCAAUUACACUUCAGGCUUCACUUGCCAUCUAAUGUACUUAACUUAAAAUCUUGUGUAUUGGUUUAAUCUUUGAAAAUUUGUCUUAAUUAAUACUAUUGAUACUAAUCUGUGCUUUAUACAAUUACACCGUUUAUUUAAUGUGUGUUUAUGUUAAACAGCUGCUCUUGCAUUUUAUUACUAUUUUAAAAAGUGUCUUGAGCUUGUCAUAUUUACAGAUUUUUGUAUUUCUGCCAUCUGUUGAGAAGAACCUUUUGUUUAAAUGACUGACUGUGCAUUCUGAGCUCUGCUGUGUUGAAGUUUGGCCUGUCUGUUUCUGUUAGAUUAACUGGCAGGAGGCUGUGGCAACAGAAAACCCUUCAGUUAAAAUUCGGAUGGCUAGAUUCUGUGACAUGAUUGGUUGUUUUGUUUUUUCACACCUUCACUGGAGGAUUUUUCUGACCAAAUGCCUCAUCAAACUGGAAGUUUUAUUUUUCAAAUGAAGAUCUCGUCUGUGGAGCAGAUGAAGUUUUGGAACAUUACACUUUUUAUGACUUCAGGGUUAAUCAGACGUUCAGAAACCUUAUUGAUUUUGUUGGUUUUUUUCCUGUGAAUCUUGAAGAGCUUCCAAAUUCCUCUUUUUAGCUUAUUACUGCAGAAAUUUGUCUGCUUUGUUUGUUGAGAAGCAAGUUUAAUCGCCUUGAAGAAGAAGGAUGCGAUCCCCUGAACCGUCCUCGUCGCCUCCAGCAGAAGCCCUGCUUCAUGGCCAGUUUGCUAGCUGGGGGUCAGGCACCAACAGCAACAGUAACAGCCGUCCCAGCAGCCCCGGCGGCCUCGGAGGACUUUCCCCUGCUGCAUCCCCAACAUCUCCUCCAGUGUCCAACUAUGCCUUGACUCUCACGCACAGCCACAUUCACAUUCAGAGGCUGUCCCCAAAGUCAGGGAAGGAAGCCCGACUGCUGCUGCCUCUGUCUGAGCUGGUGGGGUGCAGCUGCCCCCGCUCCCCUGCACCCCCACUGUUUGUGUUGUACUGGUACCCCCCAGGGAAACGAAGGAAAGGGGUGUCCCGUCGCAGGCAGGUGAGGGCCUAUCUAGCUGAAAGCAGGCCUGAAGCUGAAAGGUGGUCUGCUGCUGUACAGUGUCUCCUCAGAGGGGUGACUGUUACUGCUGACACCGAAUUUUCGAGAAGUCUUCUACCUCGUCCCAGGCGGCUGCUGUUAUUGGUGAAUCCAUUCAGUGGAAGGGGCCAAGCAAUGCAAUGGUGUCAGACCCACAUCCUGCCAAUGAUUAGAGAGGCCAAUAUCAGCUACAACCUCAUACAGACUGAACGGCAGAAUCAUGCAAGAGAGCUCAUCAGAGAAGUGUCCCUCUCUGACUGGGAUGGCAUCGUCAUUGUCUCUGGAGAUGGCUUGUUGCAUGAGGUAAUUAAUGGUUUAAUGGAGCGUCCAGACUGGGAACAAGCAAUAAAAACACCUGUCGGCAUUCUGCCCUGCGGUUCCGGGAAUGCGCUGGCUGGUUCCAUCAAUCACAACGCAGGGUAUGACAUGUGCCUUCGAGAGCCCCUCCUAUUGAACUGCUGCUUUCUGCUAUGUCGAGGCGGGGUGCGACCGAUGGACGUGGUCUCCGUGACAACGAGCCCUGCUCCGUCCAACAACAGUCAUCCUGCAGCACCCAGGAGAGUCUUUUCCUUUCUUUCUGUUGCCUGGGGCUUUGUGUCUGAUGUAGACAUUGAAAGUGAGAGAUAUCGUGGCUUGGGCUCAGCCCGCUUCACCCUGGGCACUUUAGUUCGCAUAGCUUCGCUCCGAUCCUACAAAGGCCGCCUGUCCUUUCUGCCUCCCUCUGUCGUCCCUUCAUCCUCAGAUGGCACGACCCCCCCGCCGAGGAGACCCCUGUCCCGCAGCAUCACUGAAGGCCUGGAGGGGUUUUGCCGAUUGCCCAUACACCGCACCUGCUCUGACAUGGGCAUCAGCGAGCAAAGAAGUCUGCGGAGGGGUGAAGGAGAAAGGGAAAAGGAGGAGAGGCAGAGGGAAAGGGAGAGGAGAAGGGAGAGGGCCAGAGGGGGAGGAACUGGUGUGGUGAGGGCGAGCAGCCUUGCGGAGGACAGGGAAAAGGAGGGGGAGCUGGAGGCAGAGGAUGACAAGUCAAGGACUUGUUCAGAAAGGUCCGGGACAAGUUCUGAAUCGAAUGAAAUGAAUAAAGAAAGGUUGGAGAAAAUUGAAGACGAGGGAACAUUUGGACAAGAGUCUGUUGAGAUGGAGGAGGAUAGAGGGCAGGAUGGAGGAGGGAGUGGCGACUCUGUUGAAGAAGAGGAAGCGUUAGCCGCAAGAGAGCUAGAUGAGGGCUACGGGGUGGACAUGGGGCAAGAGGCGGAUGAAGAAACAGAGGAGUCCAUCACUUACCCAGACGACCCUCAGCGUGCCAGACAGGGCGUUAGGAAGAAUUCAGCCCCGUCCAGUGAGAUCUGUAACGACCUGUCGAGUCAGCCUCUGCAUAAGGUGGCUGACGCAGAUUCAAGCACAGCAGAUGGGGUGGAGGACAUAGAUCUGAAUGGAACCUACUUCCAGAAAGAUCCUUACACAGAUGUGGCUCGGGAGCGAUCUCUGACCAUCUCCUCUCCUUUUCGUCAUUCUCCCUUUUCUUUCAAGCAUAAAGCCCUGGACCAAAACCAAAACGCUUCCCGUCCAAGACCUCUGUCACUCCUGCAGCACUCCCACACUAACUCUCUCCCCCCUAAAAUGCCUUCCCUUUCACUGUCUCCUACUCCCCCGCCCUCCCCCUCUUGCGCCUCUCCACACUCAUCCUAUUACCUUAACCCUCGUCCAAACACGCCAAAUUCCUCCUCGCCCUCUCCGUCUGUCCGCACACCGUCCUCAUCUUUCAACUUUGACAUUUCCGAAGCAGCCAGACCCUUCAAGAACCGCCCGUUGGUCACGUUGCCUCCAGAUCUACCGAGAGACAACUUGUUACCCCCUCUUGACCAACCCCUCCCCACUAGAGACUGGGUGACCAUCGAAGGGGACUUUGUGUUGGUCUUGGCCCUUUAUCAAACCCACCUGGGAGCUGACCUUCACGCCGCACCUCAAGCCAAGUUUGACGACGGGCUCAUUCACCUGACAUUUGUGCGGGCAGGAAUCUCCAGAGCCACGCUACUAAGAUUGUUCUUUGCCAUGGAGAGAGGAACCCACCACUCCGUCAGCUCGCCGUACGUGAGCCACGUUACCUGCAAGGCCUUCAGGCUGCAACCUCUAUCUGCAAAAGGAACGCUCACCGUCGAUGGAGAACUUGUUCCUUAUGGGCCACUCCAGGCACAGGUUCAUCCUUCCAUGGCUCGUCUCAUUGUUGGAGACUACGGAGUGAAGAUUACCAGCUUUUAAUCAGGGAUCGGUGAAAUCGAUUGACAUAUCAGCGCUCUACUUUACCUUCAUCGGCAUCUAGCGCUGGGUGGACAGUGAGACUUAAACACGUAAACUUAGCCUGGAUUGCAGAAGCUGCAUUAGUAGUGUUUUUUUAUGAAAGGGAUAACCCACAGAGCCAUGCAUCACUGAAGAACAACUGCAGGGAUACGUUUGCAGAUGGAGGAAGGAGGUAAGUUUUGCACAGAUGUUGGAGCUUUCUGCGUUCCAAAAGAAACAUGAAAACUGCACAGCUUGGAUACUAAGAGGGCAAACCAGAUGAAUGUUUUUUUUUUUUUUUUUUUUUUUAUUAAUUAUGUGAAGGCGUGCAUAAUGGUGUGCAUGCUGAACAGCACUACCUGUCUUUCUUUUUUUUGUUUUGUUUGUUGCCUUACACUGAAUCAUAAAAACACAUAUACGUCCAGAGAAAGAUGUUCUUAAACGUCUCCUAUUUCUAAAUUUUAGUGUACCACACCUUUGGACCUUUUGAAGGAGUGCCUUAUCUGGCACUUCAGCUGCAUACUUCUGCCUGUUUUUUCUCCUGUAAGAAAUCGAAAUGAUCUUUGUCCUUCUGUCAGUGAUUUAGAUACCAAAAAGCUCAGAUCUUCUGCAGCGGAGAUACCAGAGGCUGCAAAUACACUUUUAAUGCCAAUAAGUUGAUGUAAUGCAGCAACAUUUGUAGAUGUUUCUGUUUCCUCCUUAACCUGUGGAUGUAAGGCACUAAUGUCAGUAAUAACAAACUGAAUAUGAGAACCAUGAAGUAUGGUUCUUUGCCAACGCCAGGCUCAUUUUAUUUUAACUGUCAGCUCCUGUUUAGUCCUGCAUGUGACACGUCAAUAUUUUUAAUUUACUGUUUACUGCCACAUACUUCCAUUAAUUACUACAACAGUUUUGCACAAUAUCUAAAAAUGAAGCAGACUUAAAUCAAGACUGUAUCAGGAUGACAUCCGGCAGAAUAAUAUGGGGAUGUUAGAAGGUGGAUUCACCAGCAAUGGCUUUGAAACUCUAAUAAGAAACACAUAUCAUCGACUUCAUUAUGUCAGCACUUUUUCUGGUCCAAUGUUCUCACUGACGGCUGUUGAAAGACGGGACUUUUUACACAAAUGUUGAGAAAGCAAGCAGACGACACUAAAAAUAGAUCAGUGCAGAACUUCUACAAAAGUAAUUUUCUAAAAAGACUCUUUACAGUACUUGUUCAAAAAUAAUAAGGUUUUAAUUUUUGUAAAUCUUGUUUACAUUCUUUGUUGGACUCGAGAAUAAAUCAUCAGCAUGUGCCAUCGGAUCUGUCAGUAAAUAAUGUGCCAACUGCUUGAAUCAUAAUCAGCAUACCACGCUGGGCCAAAUCUUUAUAGUAAGUCUUUAAAUUGAUGAAUUUUUGAAAUGUAAGUUCCUAGGUACCCUUUAGAUAAUGGAAACUGCAAUAUGUGUAUUUUGCAUUAGGUCUUAAUGGGUUCAACUUCAUUUCUGACAUUGAGUCAAAUUUUUGACACGUUUAUUGCUUCACAUUGCAGCUAGAACACUAUACUAACCUUGUGCUUACAUAGCUACAUAAUGUAAGUGCAGCAUGUCAGGUUGUUCUUGUGAAUUUGAAUUAUGUGAGAAUCUGCACACACUUUAAUUCUAAAAUCUGCCAAACCUUUUUUAGUUCACAUUGAAAGUCCGGCUAUGAAAGCUUACUUUUCUAAUCCUGUUGUUGUUUAGAGCCAGAAUGGGGUUAUAGUGUUAAACAUACGUUUGGUCUGAUUCCUUCCUUGACAAUGCCAGUAAGAUGUCUAUAGUUUGCUGCUUGUAAAGAAAUUGUAAUUAUUACUAAGCCAAUGAAAUCAUAUUAGAAUGUACAGUUUUUAGCUCUGUUUUCAAAUAAAUGUAGCUCAUCAAUUUGUCUUUUUUUUGUCACACUUUGUCAAUAAAAUAUGCAAGCCUUA